This is a messenger RNA of Oppia nitens, 505 nucleotides long. RefSeq lists its product as uncharacterized. Bases 44 to 448 code for a protein of 134 amino acids. The transcript is spliced from 2 exons. The record is from RefSeq and is a predicted model, not a curated record. NCBI's taxonomy places the organism in Eukaryota, Metazoa, Arthropoda, Arachnida, Sarcoptiformes, Oppiidae.
UAUUUAUAAAAUUAAAUAUAAUUUAUUGAAUUUUAUAAUAACAAUGAAGUACAUAAUCUGUAGUAUUGUAUUGUCAAUAUAUGCCAUCUAUUUGUGCCAAUCGGCCAAAGUAUUGUUGACUCACAGGCCAUACCUAAACAACUCCAACACCCAAAUCAAUUGUACGGCACAAUUGGACCGACGGUCAGAAUGGUUCGCAAGUUUAGAGGUCAAUAAAGACGGACAUAUUUUCUACAAUUAUGACAACAAUACAAAAUCUAAUCCGGUUGUAAAUCAAGUCUACGGUAUUGAUAGACAAGCGGUACAAACGUACGGAUUUGCUCCAGGUGUGUUUGUUAUUAAUAGAUUAAACAAAACCAGCUCCGGUAGAUAUACAUGUAUAGUCAAGUAUAACCGUGGUGCAAAAUCGGCAUACAAUGCUACCGAUAUUGUAGUCAAAAGUACAUAAAUAUAUUUUAAAAAUAAUAUAAUUAAAUAUUGUACUUCAAAAACUAAAUAAAAUUUU